CACCCUCGUUCGUUUUGUGUCUGUGUGCCAAUCUCAGUUCUCUAUACCUGCUUGCACUGACUGAGGUAGCCAAAUAUGGACUACUCAAAUUUGCGGCGCCAGAUCUUUUCCAUGAAGAAAAGCCUCUUCGAUCAGGGUUACCUGGAUGAACAGUUUAAUCAGCUGGAAGAACUGCAGGAUGAUUCAAGCCCCAAUUUUGUUGAAGAAGUAGUGGCUUUGUUCUUCAAAGAUUCAUCAAGGUUGUUGACAAACAUAGAGCAAGCACUUGAGAAGUACCCUCAGGAUUUCUACCGGUUGGAUUCUUUGGUGCACCAGUUCAAAGGCAGUGGAUCAAGCAUCGGUGCUCUGAGGAUGAAGAAUGAGUGCUCCAUGUUUAAAGCACACUGCAGUGACAGGAAUCUGGAAGGAUGCCGCAGGUCGCUCCAGAAGAUGAAGAGAGAGCAUGCCACUCUGAAGCAGAAGCUGGAGACAUAUUUUCAGUUGCUGAGGCAAGUCGGUCCUCGAGAGCGCGCGGUGAACUCAUGGAAGUAACAAGAAUAGCAUGGAAUGCAGUUCCAAAGGAAAUAAGGGUGUGGACUACCUCUGUUCCUUUGGAGGAGUAUGCCCCUGAAGUUUUGCCCCUUUUGUUGCUCAUGGGUCAUGGGUGAUGUGUCUGUGGUUUUUGUACCGUCUGGUGUUGUUGUGCAUGCUCCUUGGUUAACUGUGGAGUCUCACAAUGUUUCUGUACUCUGAAAUGUAAUGGUAUCAAUACAUAUGGGUUCUGUCAUA
Messenger RNA from Panicum hallii, 768 nucleotides. Its product is annotated as pseudo histidine-containing phosphotransfer protein 2. Gene Ontology annotation, biological process: phosphorylation; phosphorelay signal transduction system; cytokinin-activated signaling pathway. The record is from RefSeq and is a predicted model, not a curated record. Gene Ontology annotation, molecular function: protein histidine kinase binding; histidine phosphotransfer kinase activity. Gene Ontology annotation, cellular component: nucleus; cytoplasm. NCBI's taxonomy places the organism in Eukaryota, Viridiplantae, Streptophyta, Magnoliopsida, Poales, Poaceae. Bases 76 to 531 code for a protein of 151 amino acids. The transcript is spliced from 6 exons.